AUGUCUUCCGACUCUUCUUCCAAUUCCGAGGUCGCCAUUCUUCCCGAACACCGUAGGGAGGAAACUUCUACUGACAUCUCGAGCUCGGGAUCUACAGAACAUUCUUCGAACGCUUCCCUAGUUCGCAAGAAUUCCCGUGUCGUCGAGGUCAGCUCUGGUAGCCGAGUUCCAAUUCGGGCUCCAGAGCAGAUGGAUCGAGAUCUCCGCGAGCCCGAAGGCCAAGUUCCUACCGACCUGGUCCAGGGGCGGGAACCUGAUGUGAAGACAGAUGAGGACGCUCCAUUGCACGAGGUCGGGGAAGGAGGAACGCAGGAUCCAGACGACGAUGAUAUGAUGUUGAUCGUGGAUCGGCCAUGUGUAUGUGCCCCGGUGAAGUCUACCUUGUCAUCUCCGGAGACGGUUCGGGCUGCUAUGAUGAUCGGCGGAGCCCCUCCUGGAAUCAUUAUUCAAGUUCCUGAACCGGAAAAGCGCCCUUGGGAUGCACCCGAGGGUUUCAUCUAUGUCUACGAGGCCUAUUUCCGCGAGGCCGGAUUGACUUUCCCUUUGCCCCGCUUGUUGUUCGCCUACUGCAAUCGUCGUGGCUGCGCGAUAUCGCAACUUCAGCCGGCGUCGAUCGUAAACUUUGUUGGGAUUCUCCAGCUCGGGCGUGACGUCCGGGCUCACAUCAACAUGGCCCAAUUCGAGGAGCUCUUUAUUAUGAAGGUCUCGUCGGCCAAAAGCUGGUUUCUGUCGGUGAAUUGCAACCCGAAGUUCGACCUGGUCACAGGGAACAAGGCUAGCAAAUUUCCGAACUGGGAUCAGAGUUACUUCUUUGUUCGCGUUGACUCGUCAUCUGCUGAGAAUCCGGAGAGCACGUUCCGGACUGGCUGGAGUGUCGAUUUCGAUCGUCACGUUCCAGGAUUCAUUCAACGCUCCCUCCCGUCCGACCUUGCGAAGCAAUUAAGUCUCCCCGGACAGCGCCGUUGGCCCCUUGCCUAUCGGGAGAAGAUCGACCGCCGGAUAAAGAGAGCUCAGGAUAGAGCCAAAACUAAGGCGGAACCCAGCUCGUCGAGGCCGGUACCGAAGAAGAAGAAAACGAGGAAAAUCAGCCAGUCAAGUCGGAGAAGGAUGGCAUUCGACAGAUUUGACAUUCCAAUGAUGGACUUUGGGGCUGACGAGGAAGAAGAUAAUGCCCUGAUCGAUAUUGUCGGUCUCGACGGGAAUGAGGCCGGUGAUGGCGUUGAAGCCGCUAUCGGGGACGAAGUCGACAAUGUCCCGGUCGGCCUGGUUAACCCUCUGAUCCCGGUUGCGGAACCGGAGGGCAACGUGGCGGGAACUAUUGUUCUUGAGGCGACUCCUCAGCCUCAAAUGGAGGAAGGGGAAAUUGGUGAGCAGGAUGAGGACGAGCUCACCAUUGUCGACCGUGCCCAAAGGAAGAAUGGCAAGUCCUCGAAGAAAUCGUCUCGGAAGAGGGGUGGUGAUCCCGAGACGGCUGUGAGCGAGGGGACUCUGGUUCUUCGCGAGUCGCCUAAUGCUUCUCAGAUUCCCCCAGCGGAUCCGGCAGCUGAGACCGGAAACCCGAGGUCGUCCAAGAGGCGUCGGACCUCUGACUCGUCCUCUUUUUCAGUCCGGCUUCAGUACAACAAAGACCGGUCCUUUUUCGAUGACUCGACUGCCUGCGCUGAGCUCUUCAGGCAGAUCGUGCCGGCCUCGUCUCCGAUGCCUGAGACAAAGGACCUCUUCUGCCCCAAGUCUUAUGCUCGGGUCGCGAAAUCUGCCUCUGUUCUCGUCUGUGAUACCAAUGAGCUUGUUCGCGAGUACGACUCCGAGGUCGAGAGGCUGAGAAAAAUUAACGCCGAGGUUGCUGCUGAGAGGGCGUCUUUGGAAGCAUCGUACCGGGACGAAAAAGAAAGGUACGAGGCUGCUGUGCUAGCCUUCACCGAAAAGGAGAAGGAGAACGCUGCCUUGAAGGAGCAGGUCGGGGCUCAGGAGAAGCGGACUGCCGAACUGGAGGGAGACAUGGAUGCUCUGUCCAAGUCGUUCAAGACGAGCGAACUGGAAAGGCGGAGGUACCGAGACACCGAGUCCAAGGGCAGAAAGAUGCUGGCCGUGCUUAGGGGCAAGUGCGAGGGGAAGCUUGCCAAGAUGAAGGACUUCAUGGACAAGUCCGAGCUCAGAAAGGCGCCGUUCCUCAAGCUUAACCAGGCGACUGCUCUGGUCGGCUUCUGCGACUUUCUAAGGAGGGAACACAAUAUGAUCGUCCCGUCGCACAUCGUGGAGACGUACGCGCGUAGGGUCAAGAAUUGCACGAAGGAGGUCGAUGAUAUCCCCCUUCUGCGGUUUGAGAACGAAGACUUCCUCCUCCCGAGUGACGACGAUCUCAUUCCCAGGAUUGUGCUUCCGCCGGGACGCAGGUUCCGGAGGGUUUGGACCAGUUCGGCUCGAACUCUAGGUCCAUCUCGGCUGAUCGGGCUGCGAGUCUCAAGAGUCCGGCGUCCGUCGCUCGCCAAUGAUUCUCUUAGUUUUCCUUAG
This is a messenger RNA of Eutrema salsugineum, 2511 nucleotides long. Its product is annotated as meiosis-specific protein ASY2-like. The transcript has 4 exons. The record is from RefSeq and is a predicted model, not a curated record. Bases 1 to 2511 code for a protein of 836 amino acids. Lineage: Eukaryota; Viridiplantae; Streptophyta; Magnoliopsida; Brassicales; Brassicaceae.